Staurois parvus is the source of this 364-nucleotide messenger RNA. The record is from the annotation of a GenBank genome assembly. NCBI's taxonomy places the organism in Eukaryota, Metazoa, Chordata, Amphibia, Anura, Ranidae.
ACCUGUCAGGGCAGGAGCUGUGGAAUGGACAGGCAGGCCUAAUGGCAGGGUCACAGGGUGCAGAGUCUAAGCCCCAGGCUGCUCUUCACCAGGGCCCCUGAUGGUGGGGAUGGACUUGACGCAGCCAGGAACCAGGUCGUGGCCCCCGAGAAACCCCAGCUGUGGUAAUGGCCGCCGCCAAUGGCGUAUAGCUGGUAGGAACCAGAUAAGAGCCAGGUCGAUAACAGCGGGACAAACAGUACAGAACGGUAGGCAAGAAUACACGGGUCACAAUCCGGGUUCAGCAACAGGAGGUCAGAUAAAGGGAUAAGGCUGAGAGUAGUCUUAGACAAAGCCGAGUCAGUUUCCAGGAGAGCCACGAGAG